GUAAGAUUUUUAGUUUUUUGUCUAAAGCAGCAGUAUAAUGUAAACUCUUAAAAAUUUAUGAACUUGUAUUUUUUAUUAAUUGUGCAUUAAAAACUCAUCGUUCUAAAUAUAAAAAGUCAACAAUAAAACAAAUCAGCUGUUAUCCGUCAAUCGAUGUCAACAAGAUUACAUAAUUUUGUUUAGGAAAACAGUAAAGUUUUUAUUUUAGGGUUUCGUAUCGAAAUUGCCGAAUAUGUUCUAUAACUCAAUUACAUUUUCACGCAAAUUAUUGUGCUGAACUGAAACUAAUAAACAUAUUUGAAUAUAAUUCUUAUAUCUGUAUAAUGCAGACCAAUUUAUCUAGUAAUGGCUCGUAAUAACUUAAUAGAAUGCGGUGGAUUUUAUUUUAUACAUAAUUUUGACUCAGGAAAUCUUGGCCAUGUCGAAAGGGUGCCAACAGAGCUUAUAACAUCAACUGUGAAUGCAAAAACAAAUGUAGCAGAAGCACCAGAUUAUGAGUUUAAUUUGUGGACAAGACCAGAUUGUGCUGGAACAGAAUUUGAAAAUGGCAACCGAUCCUGGUUUUACUUCGGUAUACAAGCAGCCGAACCUAAUGUGCAGGUGAGGCUGAAUCUGAUAAACCUGAACAAGCAAGGCAAGAUGUAUAAUCAAGGUAUGGCUCCAGUAACACGAACAUUACCUGGGAAACCCCAAUGGGAGAGGAUAAGGGAUCGUCCAAUACAUACUACGGACGAUAACACGUUCACGCUAAGCUUCAGGUAUCGGACGUGCGACAAUCCAAAAGCGACAACAUUUUUCGCGUUUACGUACCCGUUCUCAUUUGCGGAGCUGCAGAUUGCGCUGAACUCUAUUGACCUCAAGAUGCUGCCGAUACCUCCCUCGCAGUCGCUGGAUGACAUCUACUACCACAGAGAGUGUCUCAUUUAUUCUCUUGAGGGAAGGCGCGUUGAUUUGUUAACAAUCUCAUCUCUUCACGGAAUAACUUCUGAGAGAGAAGAACGACUGAAAAACUUGUUUCCUGAUAACCAAGAUAGACCAUUUAAGUUUUUGAAUAAAAAGGUAAUUUUUAUAUCAGCACGCGUACACCCAGGGGAGACGCCCUCCAGUUUUGUGUUCAACGGAUUCUUGAACUUGCUUCUGACUAGAACCGAUCCGAUUGCGAUACAACUAAGGAAACUAUACGUGUUUAAAAUGAUCCCAUUCCUGAACCCCGACGGUGUCGCUAGAGGACAUUACAGGACGGAUACGCGAGGGGUUAAUUUAAACAGGGUCUACUUGAACCCCUCGCUAACGCUGCAUCCGACUGUAUAUGCCUCGAGAGCUUUGAUAAGAUACCAUCAUUUUGGAUACGAAAAAGAAGAAGAUCCUUUCGAGGAUACAAAAAGCUUUAGAAGUAUAUCAAACAUAAGCGAAUGUGCAGAGCUUCUAGACUCAAAGAAGAAGAAACCUACAAAUAAAAACAACAGCCCCAACAAACGCGACAAACAGAAGCCGAUAAUGGGAACGAAAUCUUCAACUACCCUCAAAGCUGUUUCUGCGGACAACUCCAAGGAAACGGCUUCCUUCAGUGGCGAGGCGGCUCAUUUAGCCGACCAGGUAUGUGACCUGAGGCUCCAAGAAAUACCGUCACCAUCCAACGAAAUUAUUAAAAACACCAACUCAAAGGCUAACGACGAGGCAUCCACAUUGCUAACCGACAACGUACUCAGGUCAUGUUUGGGAUCCUCAGUCCACCUGAGCACUAGUGAAGAGCUAAACGUCCAUGGCGGAAACCUGCUGAAGCCAUUAAGAGAAGCCCUGAAAAACAGUAUAAGCUUGCUCAUGGAUUCUAAUAGCUCUGCUGAGGAAGGGGCUGUAAGUGAGGGCAAAGCUAAUACGCGGGUGCGAGUGGGGUGGUGCUCUGAGUGCCGGCAGGCCGUCAAUAGGUUAGAGGACUCCAUACCCGGCAUCGCGACCAUGCUGCCCGGAUACAGUGCCAUGCUGUGUCCCGAGUCGCCGACCUGUCACUCGAUCGACGAGUACAGGGAGCAACAGCGAAUUCAGUAUAACGAACGAGAACAAAAGUUACAGGAAUCUGAAAUUCCACUCGACCACGACAGCGUCUACUUUUGCACCAAUUGCUUCAAGAAAUACGUCAUCACGGAGCAAGAAGAGGAAAUUAAAACAGCGGAGACUUCUCGUGUGAACGUCGGCGUGUGCGCGGGCGACGCCGGGCUGCGGGGCUCUAGCACUACAGCCGCGGCUCCCGAUAUCAACACCAACACCGGCGACACCGUCACCACGCUUACAUCAAAAGAGGAGAAGCCGAAAUCUCCGCCGCUCCGCGGCGUUAAAAAGAAACCUCCGCCGCCUGCUCCGCCGGCACCCGUCCCCAAACCAGUCUACAAGGAACCCGAAAGUGGACUCUUUCUCUACAUAGAUCUACAUGGUCACGCUUCUAAGAAAGGUAUAUUCAUGUACGGCAACCACUUCGAUGACCUUGAAAGUUCUGUGGAGUGCAUGCUACUGCCCAGGAUCAUGUCGCUCAACAAUCUACACUUCCAUUUCUCCUCGUGUAACUUCACCGAGCGAAACAUGUAUCUGAAGGACCGGCGUGACGGCAUGUCUCGCGAGGGCUCCGGUCGCGUGGCAGUGCUGAAGGCGACGGGUCUUGUUCGCUCGUACACGCUUGAGUGUAACUAUAAUACGGGCCGGUUGGUGAACGUGCUGCCGCCCGCAGUGCGUGACAACCCUACCGGCGCCCCGCCCACCACGCAGUCGGCCCUACCACCCAAGUACACCCCGCACAUCUUUGAAGAGGUAAACCCCUUCCAGGUGGGACGGUCACUGGGGGCAUCCAUCCUGGAUUUAACGAGUCAACAUCCCAACUCUCGUCUUCCGUGUUCUGAGCAUCGCAACAUCUCCGCGGUGAGGGAGUGGCUGCGCUCGCAUUCAAGGACAAUGAGGCCACAGAUAACAAUGCCACGUCUUCGUACAAAGACCUCAUCACCUAGCCGACUGGGCAUCUACGUCAGGUCUAAAGGAAAGGUUACCGAGGAGAAAAAGGAGAACACGUAUGUUGGAGCGAAAUCAGACCCGGAAAAGCGGCGCAGUAGUCCCGUAAGGCUCACGCAGCGGUCGAGCCACGAUAUGAUCGGCGCGAAGUUUAGCAAAAAGGACGAGCCGGUCAAAACGUCGUCCCGCUACUUGGCAGACAAUGAGCCGAAGCCGAAGUCGUUGAUUUCGAAACGAAAAAACGUGUUCCCCAUCCGCAAGCCGAACGCGAACAAGACGCAGAUCGCGAAAGGUAAGAUUAACCGGCGGUCGGCAGACGACUCGGCGAGUCCGAGGACUUCUGUGAUGUCUUCGACACUGAGCAAGAAGUGCAGCUACGCGAGGUCCAUUCGCGGUGCAGUCACCAGGUCUGCCAAUCGCUGCCGCGCGAUGGCGUCCUCAUCUUCCGAGGAUGUGUUGAGCGGCACGUGGGAUGACGUCACGGGCGGCACGGUCUUGGCCGGCCACAGUAGCGCGCACUUGGAGACCAUGUCGAUGGGUUCCAAGCGCCGUUCCUUCCCGAACCAAUCGCCGUCCCACUUAAAAAAAAUCCGCCUAAAAACUUCAUUGUAGCGAAAGCCGCGAGCGAGACCGGCUUUGGAGCCGACACGCUCGCAGCUUACCCGGGGUGAUUCUGAAUAAAUAAAUUCGAUAUUUGGUGCCGAUAGGUUGUUCUUGUAUUAUAGUUUAUGUUGUCUUGUAUGAAACCAUGUAUAAUUGACAUAAAAAUCGAAAAUACACAAUAAUGUACAAAAGGACAUACGAUCUUAAAUUUCGAAUAAAAAUUAGAAUUAAUAAUAUCCACAGUGUGAUGCGACAUAAAAUGAGCACUCAACUAAAAAGCUACUCAACCGUACUCUUGUAAAAAUGAAGAAAAUUUCCAUAAUAUCAUUUCGAAACAUCCUGUAAGUAAUCUAGCAGCCGUGAGCUAGCGGAGGCACUCACAUCUUCCACGCCGCGUCGCAUCGUAGCCAUCAGAACUCGUAUGCGAAUAGCGCCCACGUAAGGGUGAUUCAAAAUUUUGGUUUAUAAAAGUAUAAUUACUUUGUUUGAAACUUUCAAUUAUUUACUUUAAUUUGUUAAUGGUUAGAUACUUAGCUCUGAGCGUGUGUUCAUUUAAUGUAGCGCCACGCUGCAUAUGGAUUAAUAUAAGUAUGGCGAUAAAUAGUUUUAAAUUCGUAUUGAAUUACCAAAUUUUUUUGUAUGAAUAAGUGUUUUAACUUUAAUAGAAAAUUACAAAAAUAUAUUCUUAAAUCUGUGUAUUGUUUGUCAGUGAAUAAUGUUCGAGGUGUACAUGUCUUUUGUAAUAUGUUUUUGUACUUAUAUAGUGAAUAGCACCCUUCUGUGCUUUUGUAUAUUUAAUACAAUUUAGAAGUUUAGUAAAAUUAUAAAGGUAUUAGAUAUAUAUUCUUUAUUGUUUGGUGGUGCUGAGUAGAUAAAUUACCAUACAAUUUGCGGAAAUAAUGAGAUAAUAUUUUCUACCUACAUUCAUUACAAUGCCAACUCAAUUAAUAUAGUAAUGACAAACACACACACAAGAAAAAUAUAACUUUAAUGUGUAUCUUACAAACAGGACUUUGAAAACAAUAUAUUGACAAUAAUAUAUUGACCUUUAAAUAAGUACUACAGAAGGAAAGACUCAUUUUCCAUAGUGCCUAAUCCGAGUCGACAAAUAAGUGUUUCGCGUUCUUUCUUCUUGUCAGCCUAAAAAUGUGAUUCAUAGAAAAUUGUGAUUAUAACUAGUCUCACAAUAAAUUAAAGGGCAUAUAUAAAAAUUUUUUUUUUAAUUUUGUGAGAAAUUUUGAACUGAUCUGUCUGUCAAUAGGACGUGCGUAUAAUUUACCAGCGAUAGAAGUUUGUAUGGAAAUUGCAAUUCACGCGUCCCAAUAUAAUGCGAUAAGAAUGACUUAUCGGGUACAUUGGGACAGCUUCAGAUUAUUGACAGCAGAAGGUAGUAAUUUAUCCCUAUGUGUAGUUAGUAUAUUGGGAACGGCCGUAAGUGAAACAAUGUUAUGAUCACCCGUUUUAUUUAUUUUCGGCUGAUAAUUAUACUGACACUUAAAGUGUCAUUGCGGUGAAUGAUUUGUUAUUGGAAAGUGACAGAUUGCCUCUGUAGUGUGCAUAUCGCUCGAUGCUUUUAUUACCAGUUGUCAGCCCUGCGAUGAUAUGUCAAUGAUUUUUGGCAGACUACAGUUCAAGAUUUUGUAACAGCCAGCUUCGCCAUUUUGUCUUUAUAUCAAAAUGUCCGCCAUGAAACCAAUUUUGUCAAUGGAAGUGUUAUUUGAUAUUGUCUUCUAUAGUAAAGCCAACGGGACGAAAUAAAUAAUCUAAACAAAGUUUCAGGGCUUCAAAACAUUUUAUUUGAAUAAAUUAUAUACAAAUUAUGGAUUCCCUGCUCUAAUCGUUGUCGUCUGUUAAGACAAAGAUGAUUGGUCGGAACAGGCCGAAUCUUAUUGAUGCCAAUAUAACUCAGUAUAAUGUCCGUUUGUUUACUUUCAUUAUCUUGUCUCGUUGGCCUUUGUAUAGAAGUUAGAAUUAUGUCUUGUGAUUUCUGUCUUCGUUUAAAUGUUUGUGUAACAAUUAUGUAAUAUGGACUUUUAAUAUCUUAGAAGAAAUCUUAUUUUGAUUUUUUUCUUGUGUUGGCUAAACCUGGAAUUAGUUAUUUAAAUCUUGUAAGUGCUGUCAAACUAUAGGUCCCAAAGACAUUGUGUCCAACUUUAGGUAUAUGAAAUACAUCUUUGUUUUUCACUUUUACAAAUUAUUAAGUGCAUAUGUACACUUAAGACAUCACUUUUAAUUAAAUCUAUUCAGUAGUUUUUUUGUAUUUUACACGGACAUAGAAACUUACAUUAAAACAAAUCUAUAAUUUUACUUUUUUGGUUUCGAUAUUGUCUGCAGAACACAGAGCAAGUAUUCUGUUAAAAAUAUUCAGAGUAGAGUAUAACUAUUUUUUUGGUCUUAUUGGGUAUAUAUGCAUAGAAUACAUACGCAUAUCUGUCAAGUAUAAGUUGCUGUUUUGCAAACAAAUGACUAACGAUUUAAUUUGUUUUAUUACAAUUUAGACACAUUGUUCAUAACUAUUCUAAUAAACUCCAUUGUAGGUAGCUAUAACUACUUAUAAUAAAUUUGAUCUCAUCAAUUAUUUAGCUUUCGACAUUGUACAAAAAUUAUUCUGUAAACUUGUAGUGAUGUAAAUAUAGUGAAUUCAUCAGAUAUGUGCAAUAACAAAUAGUUUUUAUAUAUUUAUCAUUGUAAACCUAUGUCUAAGAAAAAUUAUGGAGUUUGGGGCAUGCUUCUAUAUUAUAUAGCAUAUCUGUUGUGCUCUUCAUAGUAAAUAUCUUUAUUUUACACAUGAUAAUGUAGUAUAUAUUUAUCGUCACAAAUAUAAUUAUGGAAACAUUGUUCUUA
Molecule: messenger RNA, 6441 nt
Organism: Leptidea sinapis
Lineage: Eukaryota; Metazoa; Arthropoda; Insecta; Lepidoptera; Pieridae
Product: cytosolic carboxypeptidase-like protein 5
Exons: 18
Coding region: 346-3606 (1086 amino acids)
Biological process (GO): proteolysis
Molecular function (GO): zinc ion binding; metallocarboxypeptidase activity
Source: RefSeq, a predicted model, not a curated record